AAUCUGUUCAUUAUUUCCAGGAUCAGUUAAUCCUAACCGUAGCAACCUCCCAUUUUUUAAAGAAACGAGCCCCAAAAUAACGAACAAGUUAUCUGUCGAAAUCAAAUUCUGGAAAAAAAAUCUCAAAAUCAAAGAAAAGGGUCAAAAAAAAAAAAAUGGGCACGAGUGAAUCAGAGAAGAGAUAUCCGCAAGUGAAAAUCCGGCAAUGGGAAGACGAAUACAUGAAAUUUGAUUUGUACGGCACAGAUGUGAGCAUCGCCAAUGCCCUGCGCAGAGUGAUGAUUGCAGAGGUGCCCACUCUGGCCAUUGAACUUGUCGACAUCGAAUCGAAUUCGAGUUGUUUGGCGGACGAAAUGGUGGCUCACCGCCUGGGGCUCCUCCCUCUGAUCAGUCAUUCCGCCAUGAAAAUGAUAAUGUCCAGAGAUUGUCACAACUGUGAUGGAGAUGGCCCCUGCGAUUUCUGUUCUGUGGAAUUCCAAUUGAAUGUGAUGUGCACGGGAGAGCAGACGCUGGAUGUCACCACCAAUGACUUAAUCCUCACCUCCACAGGGAUUGGGAUUUCUGAUGUUGAGCCUGUCAGCCGCACAAAGCCUGAAUCCCCGCCUAUUACUCUUGCCAAGUUGUCUAAAGGCCAACAGUUGAAGAUCAGAUGUCUUGCAAGGAAGGGGAUUGGCAAGGACCAUGCAAAGUUUUCACCUGCAUGUACUGUUACUUUUUUUGCGAUGCCUCAUAUUCACAUCAAUUAUGAUCUUGCUAAAAAUUUGACAAUACAACAAAAGAAGGAUUUUAUUGAAAGUAGUCCUACGAAUGCCUUUCAACUUAACCCUGACACUCAACAGAUAGAGGUAAUCAAUCCAGAAUUAUAUAGCUCUUGUGAUGGAGAAAUUUUAAGACAAGCUGAAAUGAUGGAUGUACCAGGGUUGGUCACUGUCAUUCCAAGUGACGAUCACUUUAUUUUUACGGUGGAAACAACUGGUGCAAUUAAAUCUCAUGAGUUGUUUUUAAAUGCUAUUCAAGUUUUGAGGCUAAAACUUGAUAGUGUGCGUCCUACCUUAAAUGACAAUGAUGAAUCUAUUGAUUAUGAUAAUCAUAUGUAA
Molecule: messenger RNA, 1097 nt
Organism: Cryptomeria japonica (Japanese cedar)
Lineage: Eukaryota; Viridiplantae; Streptophyta; Pinopsida; Cupressales; Cupressaceae
Product: DNA-directed RNA polymerases II, IV and V subunit 3
Exons: 3
Coding region: 156-1097 (313 amino acids)
Biological process (GO): DNA-templated transcription
Cellular component (GO): RNA polymerase II, core complex
Molecular function (GO): protein dimerization activity; DNA binding; DNA-directed RNA polymerase activity
Source: RefSeq, a predicted model, not a curated record